Leptopilina heterotoma is the source of this 3391-nucleotide messenger RNA. RefSeq names its product E3 ubiquitin-protein ligase RNF13-like. Gene Ontology annotation, cellular component: cytoplasm; nucleoplasm. The record is from RefSeq and is a predicted model, not a curated record. Gene Ontology annotation, molecular function: zinc ion binding. The coding region runs from base 768 to 2126 and encodes 452 amino acids. The transcript has 8 exons. NCBI's taxonomy places the organism in Eukaryota, Metazoa, Arthropoda, Insecta, Hymenoptera, Figitidae.
UGCAAAAAAAGCAGACGUCUUCAGGCACACACAGUUUGCUCAUCAAAAAAGUGAAAGACAAAUUCAUAGUAUUUUUGUUGACAAAUUAAUGUUAAAUUUUCGUAAAAUCGAUAUGAAAUAAUCAAACAAUUCACAAAUUUAAAUCCCCCGUCAAUGUUUACAAUAUUUGGAAAAAGUGCGAUUCGUUGACACGUAAGAGUAAAAAUUAUUCCCUCGUAUCAAAAUGGAGAGUGACAGUUAAUUGCGUUCAAUCGACUUGGUGCUAUUUACGAAUAUAAUUAUCAGUUUAUGUUUUCUUUAUUUAUGUUUUUUAUAAUACACUCAUUACUGUCACGAACAUAUCGUUUAAAUUUCCCAAGUGAUUAAAAAAGUGUUUGAUACGAUUGUCAUAACCUAUAAAAAUUUGUGUUCGACAUAUAUAUAUAUACGCGAGUAUUGUAAUUAUUUUAAUCUUUACAAUCAAUUAAAACAAAGUGUUUAAAUAUACGUAGUUUUUGAUAGUAGUGUUAUUAUAUAUACACCACCUACGUAGAGUGACUUAUCGUGUAUGUGGAUUAUACACAGAAAACAAGAUUUUAUUCGCUGACCUAUGUUUCUCUUGCAGUAAAAAACUGAUAGAUCGGUAUCAGCGUGUUACUUUUGAUGAGCAUAAAUAAUUUUCAAUUGAUCAGUGAAAUUGUGGGUUUACAGUAUGAUACAAAAGUAGAGAACUCCUAGUGAAUUGAUAAAACUAGGAGUCACCGGGGAUUUAAAUAAAAGAAAAAAAAAUGCCUCAGUGUUGUCUAAGUCACAGAACUCAAUUAUGGCUGAUAUUUUUAACUCUUCUUCUCUUCAGCACUGUGCAGGCCGAUAUUUUAGUAUUUUCAAAUGCAGAUCGUCAUCAAAUCGAGGAGGAGUUCAGAGAUAUGCCAGCACGGUUCGGUGGACAGAUACCACCUGAAGGAAUCAAAGGCAUGAUUGUUUACGCAGAUCCUCCAUUUGCUUGUUCAAAUGUGAAAGAGCCGCCAAAUGUGGACGGCUACGAGGGAAAAUGGAUUCUUCUGGUGGCACGUUUAAAUUGUACUUUUGAAAUAAAAGUUCGAAUGGCACAAACAGCUGGCUAUGAUGCCGUGAUUGUUCAUAAUGUGAAUAGCGAAGAACUUGAACCGAUGUCAGCGAAGGAUUCGGUUGGAAUCGAAAUUCCGUCAGUGUUUGUUAGCGAACUUACGGGACUGAUACUCAAAGGAAAUUAUCUUUACAAUCAUCUUUACUUUGUAUUGAUAAAUGAUGAUUUACCUUUUAAUAUCAAUACACAUUUAUUAUUGCCAUUCGCUAUCGUUGUUGGCCUAUGUUUUCUUAUCAUGGUCAUAUUUAUGAUCGUUAACUGUAUAAAAGAUAGAAGGAGACAAAGAAGGCAUCGUCUGCCGAAUUCUAGUUUAAAAAAAAUUCCAACUCAUAAGUAUACCAAGGGCGAUCCUUACGAAACGUGCGCUAUUUGUUUAGAUGAUUAUGUCGAAGGAGAAAAAUUACGAGUCUUGCCUUGUGCACAUGCUUAUCACUCGAAAUGCAUUGAUCCGUGGUUGACGAAAAGUCGACGGGUGUGUCCAGUUUGCAAACGUAAGGUUUUUGCGGCUGAUGAGAGAGUGAUUACAGACAGUGAGAGUGACUCAGACGCUGAUGAUUCGACCCCUUUAAUUAGAAAUGGGCAUCCAGGUACUCAAGGAGGAACAUUUGCCGCUCAAAGAGAGAAUCCUUUUUCAAGAGCUCUCGCUUCUCAAAGUGAAAAUCCCUUCUCGAGAGGAAGAAGGCAACAAGAAAGACAAAAUAAUGAUUCAAAUACUUGCUCUGAUUCGGAACCUUCCAGUUUAUCAAGUUCGGAUUCAGACGAUUUUAUGAGUGUUCCCAAUGCCGAGUCAUCUGGCACUUUGUUUACUGUUUCCGAUAGUCACAGUAUCAACGGCGAAGUGCCAGAUCUUGAGCGCUCUGUCAGCAGUACAAAGCCACAUACUGUGAAUGUUUACACCGAAGAGGAACCGCCAUUAACAGUUCAUGUUUUAAUGAAAAAUUCAACAGAAGUGGAUAUUGAAGAAUUACCAACAACAGAAAUAAGGCCAGGACAAAGUGACAGAAGCCAUAAUGUGGUAUAGUCUCUUUAAAAAUUCAAUUUUACAAGAAAAUAUUUCAAUUAAUGAAGAUUUAUAGUAAAUAUCAUCUAUAAAAAAUGACAAACAGAUAUCUCGGUUAUUUUUUAAUCGAGUGGUUAAAUUAAUAAUUUCUUUCAAGCUAUCAGCAAAGAAAAAAAAAAAUCAUUAGAAAUAAUUGGCUUUAUAUCGAUUUUAUUUUUUCAAAUAUUAUAUUUUCCAUUUAAAAAUAAUUCAUAGUAAUUUUGACAAUUACUGCACGAUUUUUUUUUAUAUAAACAUAAAUCGAUAAUUAGGAGUGAAAUUAAGCGAAUAAUUAACUGAUAAUCAGUUGACCUGCUAUUGUUUUUAAGAUAAUAAUAUACAAUUUUAAUAAUUUCAAAAAAGAAAAAAAAACAAAUUUGUGUGAUAUUGAAAAUAAUGCGAAAGGGUAAAAAUAGUUAUAUGUAAUCUGUGAUUUACAGAAAUGUAAAUAAUCUCUCUUUUUUUUUUGUUGAUACGAAGAAAGACCAAAAGUUAUAUGCAGGAGAUUUUAUGUGUAGAUUUAUCAAACUAAAAAUAGAAAUAAUUAAUAUUUUUUCUGUUUUUUUUCUGAUAAGUAUUUCUUAUAAAUAAAGAAUAAUAAUAAUUUUAAAUUAAAAGUUUUCAUCACACGUGUAAACUAAUAUUUUAUUCUGUGGUAACAAAAAAUUGUUAACAAAGAAUAGCAAUUAAUGUUGUCGACUUUAACAAAAAUUGAUGAGGAUGAGAAAUAUUUUAUUUUUUUAUGUAAAUUAUGAAAAUUAUUUUGUUUAUUUUAUUUGUCUUAUAGAUAAAUAAAAUAAUUUUUUUCACGUUACUUCAAUGAGAAAUUUAAUCAAAUAAGUAAAUAAGAAAUUAAUCAAUUAAUUAAUUGAAAAGAAAUUUGAUUAUGUUUACAUCGAAUGAAGUGUUAAAACUGUGAUGUGAAAAGACAUUUUUACAAAAAUGGGCGAAUUUAGAAUUUUCUUUUUUUUGUCGCAACUUUUAUUUUUUUAUUUCAAUGGUGCGGUUAUUCUGACAAAAAAAAUACGCGAGUUUGUAUAAAGUAUUGUAAAUACUAUAUUUAGUGCGAAAAAUUAUGCUGUUAAAUGUAACAUUAUUGCGUAAGUUUUUUGCUCUUGAUAUUUACUGUACGUAGUGUUAUAAACAGUCACAAUAUUUCCAUCGCUUUUAAUAUAUUAUCGUUUAUUUAAAAUUGUAUUCCAAACAAAAAACUGAAAAUAAAGUGUAUUUAUAUUUUUUAUCCUAAA